CCCCAGCCAGCCGUACUCGGAGAAAUCCCCACCGCAUCCCCGACACUUCAAUACCGUUACCAGCCACCAACGACACCUCCUCACCUCCGAUCCAGUUCCAACCCUUCAUCCAUCAAUCAAUCUCCACAAACACACACCAUGCGGAUACCGCUCGCCCUCACCCCCCUUCUAUCCGCCCUCGCAACGGCCUACACCUUCGACUGUCGUCACGUCAUCAUCAGCGAUUACAAGUACGACCUGAGUCCGCUCGGCGGCGUCCACGAGGUCUACCACGCCGAGCAACAAGGCGACGCCCUAAUCAACACAACCUACGCCAUCAACAUCUGUGGCAUCCUCAAGGGAGCCGCAAACCGCGAUGGCCUGAAGUGCGGGACCACCAAAAACAUCUGCGGCUUCGAAUACAAACUCCCCCUCGACAACAAAGACGCCGAACAGCCCGGUUCCCCCCUCCGAGCCCUCCCCAUCGCCGGCCUCGACCCCGUCGGCCACGGCUCCAAAGACACCGAGAUCACGCGCCUCCCCGACAGCAAUGACAAGCCCGACCAAGACGGCCCCGGCCUGCGCCUGAAGCUCGGCGGCGGAGAAGUCAAAGACGACGCCGGGAAGAAGCAGGGCGCGCGCGCCAUCAUCGACCUCUACUGCGACGCGGAGCGAACAGGCCUAGAGGGCAUCGAGACAAUAGAGGACGUCGACGCGGACGGCAACGCCAAGCGGGACGAUAGCAAUAACAGCAGCAGUCUGCAGUUUAAGAGUUUCCGCCAGUCGGACGACGAUGACGCCUAUGUGCUGAGACUCGACUGGCGCACGCGCUACGCUUGCGACCAUUCGCUGGAGGAACGCACGGAUAAUUCUAGCCAUUGGGGGUUCUUCACCUGGUUGCUUAUUAUUUUCUUCCUCUGCACAGCAGCCUACCUCAUCUUCGGCUCCUGGCUCAACUACAACCGCUACGGCGCCCGCGGCUGGGACCUCCUCCCGCACGCGGACACCAUCCGCGACGUGCCUUAUAUCUUCCAGGAUUGGUUGCGGAGGGUGGUGAAUACGUUGCAGGGGCCGGGGACGAGGGGGGGAUAUAGUGCUGUUUGAUUUUUCUGUUUUCUUUCUUUUUCUUUCCUGAUUUCUUUUCUCGAUUUCAUUCCUUUUUGUCCUCUCGAUUAUCUUCCUUUUCGGUUCGUUUUUUUUUUGUCGAAAUGAAGUUAAGGUUAUUUUCAUGAUAUAUGUUUUGCAUUUGGUAUUAUGUACGUCUUUGUUAAGUGCGUUUCUAGUAGGGGUUGAAGGCGG
Molecule: messenger RNA, 1278 nt
Organism: Aspergillus campestris IBT 28561
Lineage: Eukaryota; Fungi; Ascomycota; Eurotiomycetes; Eurotiales; Aspergillaceae
Product: autophagy-related protein 27
Exons: 3
Coding region: 139-1083 (314 amino acids)
Source: RefSeq, a predicted model, not a curated record